AGCCGCGGGCCACCGGCCGGCCCCGCGCCGCAUCUGUAUGCGCCCCGCGGCCCGGCCCAGGCGCCGCCCCCGCCCCCGCCGCGCGGCCGGGCUGGCCGGGGAGGGUCGGCGCCGGGCGCUCCUCUCCCGCGCGCCUCCGCAGGCGGAGCCUCCUUCCCCCGCCCCCUCGUCUCGCUGCCUUGUUCUCGCCGGGGCCGCUCAGACCCGCAGCGGAGCCGCGGCGCCCGCUCAUCGGCUCGGGGCUGCGCCCCGGGACCCGGCGGCGGGGCGGGCGCGCCGCGGCACUGCCAGGUGUGGCUCCAUGGGGUAACCUGGAUGCAUCGACCCCCUCCGCCCCAGCCCGCUCAUGCCUCAGUGUCCGGGUGCAGUGAACAGAGCCCUGGCUGGAGCCCAACCAUGUGGGGCCUGGUGAGGCUCCUGCUGGCCUGGCUGGGUGGCUGGGGCUGCAUGGGGCGCCUGGCAGCCCCUGCCCGGGCCUGGGCAGGGUCCAGGGGCUCCCCGGGACCAGCACUGCUGCGGACCCGACGGAGCUGGGUGUGGAACCAGUUCUUCGUCAUUGAGGAGUAUGCUGGCCCGGAGCCUGUCCUUAUUGGCAAGCUGCACUCCGACGUGGACCGGGGAGAGGGCCGCACCAAGUACCUGCUGACCGGCGAAGGGGCGGGCACCGUGUUUGUAAUCGAUGAGGCCACGGGCAACAUCCAUGUCACCAAGAGCCUGGACCGGGAGGAGAAGGCCCAGUACGUGCUUCUAGCUCAAGCUGUGGACAGGGCCUCCAACCGGCCCCUGGAACCCCCCUCAGAGUUCAUCAUCAAGGUGCAGGACAUCAAUGACAACCCCCCCAUCUUCCCGCUGGGACCCUAUCACGCCACCGUGCCCGAGAUGUCCAACGUGGGGACAUCAGUGAUCCAGGUGACCGCUCACGACGCCGAUGACCCCAGCUAUGGGAACAGUGCCAAGCUCGUGUACACGGUGCUGGACGGGCUCCCUUUCUUCUCAGUGGACCCCCAGACGGGAGUGGUGCGAACGGCCAUCCCCAACAUGGACCGCGAGACGCAGGAGGAGUUCUUGGUGGUGAUCCAGGCCAAGGACAUGGGCGGCCACAUGGGGGGGCUGUCGGGCAGCACUACAGUGACCGUCACCCUCAGCGAUGUCAACGACAACCCCCCCAAGUUCCCUCAGAGCCUCUACCAGUUCUCCGUCGUGGAGACGGCUGGGCCGGGCACCCUGGUGGGCCGGCUGCGGGCCCAGGACCCGGACCUGGGGGACAACGCCCUCAUGGCCUACAGCAUCCUGGACGGGGAGGGCUCGGAGGCCUUCAGCAUCAGCGCAGACGCUCAGGGUCGUGACGGGCUCCUCACUGUUCGAAAGCCCCUGGACUUCGAGAGCCGCCGCUCCUAUUCCUUCCGCGUGGAGGCCACCAACACGCUCAUUGACCCAGCCUACCUGCGGCGCGGGCCCUUCAAGGACGUGGCCUCGGUGCGCGUGACUGUGCAGGACGCCCCCGAGCCACCGGCCUUCACCCAGGCUGCCUACCACCUGGCAGUGCCCGAGAACCAGGCCCCCGGGACCCUGGUGGGCCAGGUCUCGGCCGCUGACCUGGACUCCCCGGCCAGCCCCAUCAGGUACUCCAUCCUCCCCCACUCGGACCCAGAGCGCUGCUUCUCCAUCGAGCCCGACGACGGCAGCAUCCGCACCGUGGUGCCCCUGGACCGCGAGGCACGUGUCUGGCACAAUCUCACGGUGCUGGCCACGGAGCUUGACAGCUCCGCGCAAGCCUCCCACGUGCAAGUGACCAUCCAGACCCUGGACGAGAAUGACAACGCUCCCCAGCUGGCUGAGCCCUACGAUACCUUCGUGUGUGACUCUGCGGCCCCCGGCCAGCUCAUCCAAGUCAUCCGGGCCCUGGACAGAGACGAAGCCGGCAACAGCAGUCGCGUGUCCCUGCAGGGGCCUAUGGGGCCUGACGCCAACUUCACUGUCCGGGACAACCGAGACGGCUCCGCCAGCCUGCUGCUGCCCCCCCGCCCUGCACCCCCCCGUCAGGCCCCCUAUCUGGUCCCUGUGGAGCUGUGGGACUGGGGGCAGCCCGCCCUGAGCAGCACAGCCACCGUGACCGUCAGUGUCUGCCGCUGCCGGCCUGAUGGCUCUGUGGCCUCCUGCCGGCCUGAAGCUCAGCUCUCGCCUGCCGGGCUCAGCACUGGGGCCCUGCUGGCCAUUGUCACCUGCAUUGGCACCCUGCUCGCGCUCGUGGUGCUCUUCGUGGCCCUGCGGCGGCAGAAGCAGGAGGCGCUGAUGGUGCUGGAGGAGGAGGACGUGCGCGAGAACAUCAUCACCUACGACGACGAGGGCGGCGGCGAGGAGGACACGGAGGCCUUCGACAUCAGCGCCCUGCAGAACCCCGACGGCGCGGCCCCGGGACCCGGGCCGCCGCCCGCGCGCCGCGACGUGCUGCCCCGCGCGCGCGCCCCGCGCCAGCCGCGCCCGCCGGGACCCGCCGACGUGGCGCAGCUGCUGGCGCUGCGGCUGCGCGAGGCCGACGAGGACCCCAGCGUGCCGCCCUACGACUCGGUGCAGGUGUACGGCUACGAGGGCCGCGGCUCCUCCUGCGGCUCGCUCAGCUCCCUGGGCUCGGGCAGCGAGGCCGGCGGCGCGCCCGGCCCCGCGGAGCCGCUCGACGACUGGGGGCCCCUCUUCCGCACCCUGGCCGAGCUCUACGGGGCCAAGGAGCCCCCCGCGCCCUGAGAGCCGCCGCCGCAUACGCCCCCGCGGAGGGAGGGCGCC
Molecule: messenger RNA, 2781 nt
Organism: Sorex fumeus (smoky shrew)
Lineage: Eukaryota; Metazoa; Chordata; Mammalia; Eulipotyphla; Soricidae
Gene: CDH24
Product: cadherin 24
Exons: 12
Coding region: 316-2742 (808 amino acids)
Biological process (GO): homophilic cell-cell adhesion; cell morphogenesis; adherens junction organization
Cellular component (GO): plasma membrane; catenin complex; adherens junction
Molecular function (GO): calcium ion binding; cadherin binding
Source: RefSeq, a predicted model, not a curated record